AUGGAGCUUGUAAAGACUCAUGAAAAUGGUCAACUUUUCUUCAUUCCAGUAAUUAAACACGAGCAUAGAGCAAAGCAAUGCAAGCCGAGUAACAAUAUACCAAAAAUUCUUAAGUUGCAAGCAGGAAAAAAAGUCUAUGAAUUAGCAAAUUCUGAUAAUGUUCCUCAAUGCAAAGAAAUUUUUGCAAAAGAAUUGAAUAUUCCCAAUGCAACUUAUACGAUGUUCCAUAAUAUAGUAAAUAAACUUAAAGGAACCACAAAGGGGGAUAGAAUUCAAUCUUACAAUUAUUUCUCAACAAUUUUUUCAAUCAUAAACAAAAUCGAACAAGGAUUCUGCGAAAUGAUUUUAGUUAAAGAAGUUAACAAUGAAAUUGAAUUGCAUACAUUUAAGAAAGGUGAUGAAUUACCUGAAAAUUCAAAAGACUUUCAAAUUUAUUCAUUUAUUGUAAUUCCUCCAAUAACUCAUUUUUACAUGCAAACACAAGCUUUUUGCGGAAUAAUUCAAAUUGAUGGAACAUUUUUAUUUUGUAUUAAAAAAGGAAACUUACUCAUUAUUGGUACACCUGCACCAAAUAAUAGACUUAUCCCUAUUGCAUUUGCAUGG
This is a messenger RNA of Trichomonas vaginalis G3, 603 nucleotides long. RefSeq lists its product as uncharacterized. NCBI's taxonomy places the organism in Eukaryota, Parabasalia, Trichomonadida, Trichomonadidae. The annotation marks the transcript as partial. The transcript has a single exon. The record is from RefSeq and is a predicted model, not a curated record.